This is a messenger RNA of Scylla paramamosain (green mud crab), 7836 nucleotides long. Its product is annotated as myoferlin-like. Bases 550 to 6642 code for a protein of 2030 amino acids. Gene Ontology annotation, biological process: plasma membrane organization; membrane fusion. The transcript has 46 exons. The record is from RefSeq and is a predicted model, not a curated record. Lineage: Eukaryota; Metazoa; Arthropoda; Malacostraca; Decapoda; Portunidae. Gene Ontology annotation, cellular component: membrane.
UUUUUUUUUUUUUUUUUCCUGAUAUCCUGUUGCCUGACUCACUCUGUGUAUGUCGCAACGAAGCGCUGAGAAACAAGCAGGCAUACAAUAGUGAACAAUAUAAAACAUGCGGGCAAGAGAGAGAUGAUGAAAACAGAGAAAAAAAAACUAUAUUCUAUUUCUUAAUCCUGUCACGACGCGCUUUGAUCGCAGACUAAUAAGAUGCAAAGGAAAGCGUUCUGAAGCGGCGUCUUGAAUUUCCGUAGCUUUGAUAGAUGUAGUCAUAGCAACACAGUGUUACCAUUGAUGCCUCACAGCACAUGAACAAGUCACUGGUGCCCUCAUACGCAAAACACAGAGCCUCCCAGUUCACCGCGCAGUCAGCAGAACCUUCUCACGGCAUGACCUUUGGGUGCCUGCUAAAACAAACCACAAAACUGACGUAAUAGCAGCGCCUCGUCUCACUCUUUCACUCCUGAGUCACGGAGGCGAGGAGGGCGAGGGACGAACCAAAGAAUCAAGUACUAGACUCGCCUGAACCUCGUAUAUUUCUAUAAGGUUAUCCUCAAAAUGGCUCUGGAAAUCCAAGUUGUCAGCGCCUCCAGUCUACAGAAUCUGGAGACACUGGGCAAGAGUGAUCCUUAUGUAUCCAUCACUUUCCAAGGCGAGAAGAAGAAGACAGAGACCAAAUCAGGCACACUAGAUCCAGUAUGGGAGGAGACCUUGAAGUGGGAACUGUCCUCGAAGGCACCGCGACCUGACGAGUGCAUUGACAUCCUCGUAAAGGACUAUGAGAGAGUCUCCAGGAACAGGCUAAUUGGUAAAGCGACGAUCGCGCUGCGCAACUUGGUCCACGCCGCUCCGGGGACGCCGCUUGACUAUGAGCUGAGUCUCCUGGAUGCCACAGACUCCCCCACUGUAGGCACUCUCAAGCUGAUCGUCUCGUAUACACCGCCCGCUGGAGCGAAGAAAGGCGGCAUGGUGGGUGGAGGAAAGAGUGUGGCCGCGAUGGCAGCCAAAACAGCCGCGGCCACCUCCACUCUCUCAGACGGCAUCUCCCCAAUGCCAGACGUGUGCGUGGAGGGCACAGCGGAGGGGAUGCCGGCCAUGCCCCAGCAAAGGAACAGGGACAGGCUAUCCAACGUGAAGACAAGCUUUCAGGUGCGGGUGAGAGUGGUGGAGGGGCGUCAGCUACUCGGCGCCAACAUGAACCCUGUGUGCCGAGUGACGCUGGAUGGACAGACCCGCCAGACUCGAGUCCACAAGGGUACCACCUCCCCCUGGUUCGACGAGAUCUUCUUCUUCCAGGCCGAGGAGAUCCCGUCCACCUUCCUUGAGAAGUUCUUAGAGUUCAAGGUGUGUAAUUCUUCGGGGAUCCGGUCCAGCACAAUAAUCGGAGCCUUCAAGUGUGAGGUGGGCAUGGCGUAUGACCAGCAAGACCACGCCAUCCUCAACCGCUGGCUAGUGCUGGCUGAUCCCGACGAGGCCACGCCCACUGUCCAGGGUUACCUCAAGGUGAGCGUGGCUGUUUUGGGUCCCGGUGACAUGUGCCCGGACAUGACUGCAAAUCAAAGUGACCAGGAUGAUGUAGAGGCCAACUUGUUGUGGUCUGCCGGCGUGCAUCUGCAGCCCGCCACCUUCGUGCUCUCCGUCUACUGUGCCCAGAACUUGCCGCAAAUGGACGCAGGCACUAUGCAAACACUGAAGCAGGUGCUAGGGGUUGGCACACCUUCCAAGGAACUCGUGGACCCUUACCUAGUGGCCUCUUAUGCCGGCAAAGAAGUACAGACCAAGAUCCUUUACACCAACGAAAACCCGGAGUUCCGCCAAAACCUCUACAUGGGUUUCCUCUUUCCCUCCAUGUGUAAUGUGAUCAAGAUUGUCGUCAAAGAUUGGGACCGUGUAGGAGAGGACGACAUCAUCGGGACGGCCACCAUUCCCGUAUCUGCCAUCUCAGCGCCGGGAGAGGACGGCUACCUCCCUACCUUCGGGCCAGCCUGGGUGAACAUAUACGGGACCCGACGUGAGUGGGAGCUUUUAGAGGGUGAUGCGUCCAAAAAGAUGAACAAAGGACAAAACGAAGGCUGUGCUUACAGGGGUCGCGUGCUCCUGGCCCUCCACACUCAGGUGGGGUCGUACCCUGCCGCCCCCACCACUGCCAUUGACAACAGCGACUACAACAAAGUGCGGAGAUUCCGUGGCACUCGCAAGUUCGUCGUCCAGUGCCACCUGAGCGGCGCCUGGCUCCUGGAGUCAGCCGAGAAUCCUGUGGAGUUGGAAGUGUCCUUAGGGAACUUUGGCAACAAGCUGGAGAAUAAGAUGAUUCCCUCGCCCUCCUCCACUCACCCCGCCAACCCAGUCUUCGAUGGAUGCAAGUACUACUUCCUGCCAUGGUCUGGGGUGGAGCCCUUUGUCACCGUCCACUGUGACUUCGAGGACGUGACACAUCGCCUACACAGCGUCAAUCACAUCAUCUCUAUCAUCAGUGUGGUGAAGAAAGAUCUGGAUAACCUUCGCUCCCAAUUGCGAGGUAAUGGGCAAAAGAAGAUGGAAGAUGCAGUCACAGGAGCGAUAUCCAGGCUGGUGGAGGCUUGCAGUCUGGAACUGCCUGAGGUGGACGCUUUGAGACACUCCGAGACCUCCCUUGACAUUCACCUGAGGGGAAGGAGACGCAGAGAGCUGGACGAGGUGAAGAAGGCCAUGCAAGCGCUGGACACUUCUGAGCCUCAGCAUGUGAUUGAGGAGCUGGAGUCUGUCCUUGGCUGCCUGGAAAAUCUGGCCGUGGAGUCCCAGUCCAGCAUCCCAGAUGUGUUCCUGUGGCUGAUGAGUGGAACACGGCGCCUGGCAUAUGUGCGCAUCCCAGCCCACUCAGUCCUGUUUGCCCAUGAGCCCAAUGCCCAGGGAAUGCUGUGUGGCAAAUUCAAUACCUAUGCCCUUACCAACCCAGAUGAUGAAUCACGGUGGGGCCUUGGAGGUGUGGUGCGUGCCUCUGUGUGGCUGGGCCGAGAGGAGGACCUGCGCACGUGGUGGGACUUCAGGCCAGAUCUGCAGCUCACAGUCUAUGCUGAGACUUAUGAGAACCAGGUGGUGCCUGUGCCUGGGAGUGGGAAGUGGAGUGACAGUGGCCUGCUUAUGACGCGGCCAAAGUUCUCUGAUGCUGACGGUUUGCUGAACCUUCCUCGAGAGGACUUCUCUGCUCCUGAAGGCUGGGGCUUCCAGGGAGAUUGGUUUGUUGACCCUGACCCCAGUGUGAUGUUUGCUGCUGAUGCUGGCCGACAGCUUUUCACAGAGGAAGUGUUUGAGCAACAGUUGCGUCUCCCUGGUGGUGCUUGGGUACCAGCCCCUAAUUCAUGGACAGAUGCACGCAAUGACCCAGCAACCAGCAGGGAUGAGAUCAAGCUGCCUGAGGGCUGGGCAUGGCGAGACCUAUGGUCGUACGACCUGCAGCGUGCAGUGGAUGGAGAGGGCUGGGAGUUCACAGUGGAGUCUGGAGGUCUGGUGGGGUGGUCACCACAGGAGAAGAUUUACCACACAAGGAGGAGACGACGCUGGAUCAGGGAGAGACAUCUGGUUCAAAAGGUGGAGAAGAAGGAGACAAUGCCAGUGGAUGGGUGGGAGUACGCCCCUCUGUUCCGCCUCCAGUUCCAUGCCAUUGAACGGAAGAUAGACAUGGUGCGGCGCCGGAGGUGGAGGAGACGUCUGGUGCCUGCACAGGGUGGCCUUCCCCCAACACCCAGGCUCUCCAUUUUGACUGGCAAAGGUGAUGAGAAGUUCUCCCAGCUCACCUGUCCCCGCAUGUACCUACUGAGUGCAGAGCGUCACAAGUACCAGCUGCGGGCACACAUCUACCAGGCUCGUGACCUUAUUCCAGGAGACAAAACUGGCCUUGCCGAUCCUUAUGCGGUGGUGAGCUUCUGUAAUGGCACCCAGCAGACUGAGAAGCAAAUGAAGACCCUCUGCCCAACUUGGGACCAGACUCUCAUUUUUGAUGAUGUUCCUCUAACUGGCCGGGUGGAUGAUGCCACCAGCCAGGCCCCCAAGGUGGUGGUGGAGGUGUUCGACUGGGAUGCUCGGGGUGCCCCGGAGUACUUGGGCCGGGUGUUCUGCCAGCCAGCUUUGGUGGUGCCUUCCAAUGGGUACCAACCUCUGCCCCUCCAAUGGUACCAACUCUCACUGGGGAAUGAUAAGCAAGGUGAGCUGCUUGCAUCCUUUGAGCUUCUGCUGAAGGAUGGAGAAGAGGAGCUUCCCAUCCUGCCUCCCACCCGCCACGGAGGAGACCUCUUCAUGGUGCCCUUCGGAGUGCGCCCUCUGCUGCAGCGCACACGAAUAGAGAUCCUGUGCUGGGGAAUGAGGAACAUGGCCACCUAUGAGCUGCAGUCUGUCACGCGACCAUCCAUUGAGUUUGAGUGUGGUGGUGAGCGCAUCACCUCCCCCACCAUGAAGAACUUACGCAUCAACCCCAACUUUGACAAGCCACACCUUGUUUUUGAUGUGGAGCUGCCGAAGGAGACGCUGUACAUACCGCCCCUCACACUGCGGGUAGUGGACCACAGGGCCUUUGGCAGCAAGCCUGUGGUGGCAACAGCUGUGGUGACUGACCUGCAGCGCUACACUGUGGAGCCCAAGGCAGCCAGGAGGAAACGUAAGAGCAAGAAGCCUACACUCGGCCAAAGAGACAGCUUGGCUCAGACCUCCCUCAGUGGUCUGGACAGCAAGCCACUGAUGGAUAAGGAGUCUCACCACCGACCCACCCCCAGUCACGCCCAGGCCUCACGGGAGCCCGGCACAGUAGAUGUUGAUAUAGACUGGUGGGCAAAGUACUACGCUUCAAGUGGCCAGUUGGAGAGAGCUGGGUCGUAUUUAAAUAAAGGGUAUGAGAAACUGGAGGUGCUGAAGGGAACAUUGGAGGAUGAGGGGAGGUUCGCUGGCUUCAAGGACAUGAUAGACACAGUAGCCUUGUACCGGGGCCGAGGUGACAAGGCCCAGCUGGCAGGAGAGUUCAAGGGAACAUUCCGCAUGUACCCUCUGUCCUCUGAUGAGCCUGAGGAGCCGCCCUUGGUCCUGGCUGGCUACCCAACCUCAGACUUGCAGGAGGUGGUGGCUCGGGUGUACGUAGUGAUGGGACAGGAUCUCGCCCCUAAGGAUGCCGGCUGCUCCUCAGAUCCCUACGUUGUGGUCAAGCUGGGCAAGAGUACCAAGUCCUCAAAAGAUGACUACCGGCCAAAUACACUCAACCCCAUGUUUGGCCAUGUGUUUGAGGUGACAGGAACACUUCCACUCCACAAGGACCUCACAGUGCAGGUGUGGGACCACGACAUGAUCUCCUCAGAUGACCUGAUUGGUGAGACAGUCAUUGACUUGGAGAACCGCUACCUGACACGCCACCGUGCUACCAUCGGCUUGCCUCGGCAGUACCACGUGAGUGGAAGCAACAUGUGGCGAGAUGUGGAGCUUCCCUCAGAGAUUCUAACAAAGGUGGCACGGGAAAAGAACCUUGAAGGGCCUCUGUGGCACCAGCAGCCCUUCAGCCUCACCCUUGGGGGCACCACCUACGCCCUCUCAGAAUUUGAACACCCAGAUGUUGUCUUGCCACCCACCGUAGGGAACUCCAGGGAGCGUCUGGCCCUUCACGUGCUGCACAAGGCCGUGUCCCUCGUUCCUGAGCAUGUGGAGAACAGGACCCUCAUGCACCCAUCCCACCCAGGCAUCCCACAGGGGCAGCUCAUGCUCUGGGUGGAUCUCUUCCCCUCCUCUGUGUCAGGCCAGACCUUGCCUCCCCCUGUUGAUAUCACUCCCAGAAAACCCCACAAAUAUUUGCUACGAGUGGUUGUGUUCAACGUGUUUGAGGCACCCCUGCAGGAGACGGCUGUUAUUGGUGGGGAGAAGAUGAGUGAUGUAUAUGUGAAGGGCUGGCUACAGGGCACCAAUAAUGUCCAGAAGACUGACACACACUACAGGUGCAUGGAUGGGGAGGCAAACUUCAACUGGCGCUUCGUCUUCCCACUGGAGAUGCUGGAGGCAGAGCAGGUCAUGUUGGUGGAGUACAAGGAACACCCUUGGAGUCUGAACUCGACCCAACAGCGCCGCCCCCCACAGCUCACCCUUCAGCUGUGGGACAAUGACCUCAUCCUUAGAGACGACUACUUAAGUGAGAUGACCAUUGACCUGUGCCACCUGCCUAAGCCAGCCAAGAGCCUGAGGGGUGUCAGCCCAGCACAGGUGCCACAGAUGAUGGGUAAUGGCACCUCCAACAGUGUGGCUAUCACCUUCUUGGAUGACCACUCAGCCUCUGUCAACCUGUUUGAGGCCAAGAGGGUGUAUGGGUACUUCCCCUUCACCCGUGUGGAGGAGGGAGUCGUCGAGAUUGCUGGCAAGAUAGAGAUGGAGCUGGAGGUAGUGACUGAGGAGGACAGCAAAGCAAGGCCAGCUGGCCUAGGGAGAGAUGAGCCAAACAUGAACCCAAAAUUGCCUGAGCCAAACCGCCCAGCAACUUCCUUCCUGUGGCUGUCCUCGCCCUGGAAGUCCUUCAGGCACAUCAUCUGGAAGAACUACAAAUGGUACUGCAUCACCCUCGUCAUCCUCGUCAUCCUGUUCCUGUUCCUCUUCCUCUUCCUCUACUCCUUCCCGGGCGCCACCGUGGAGUACAUCCUGGGCACGUACUAAAGGCGUGCUCCACCACCCAGCAAGUCCUACCCACCCGUCCUGCUGCUUCUUGCUUGUCUCAGCUUCACUAUACAAGGAGCGGGAGCCUCACUUUAUUAUUACCACAGAUUUUAUCGUUAUUUAAUCCAAGUGAAGUUUUUAUAUCAUUGUUAUGUUUAUGAUUCUUGAUGUGAUGAGAACUGUGUCAAAUAUAAUCGUUUAACGAGGUGCUUACUUACGUGGUCAUCAGUGCCUUACGUACUACCUGUACUAUGUAGCUGUGACAUAUAUUUAUGAAAAUACAGAUAUCAUGUUUAUAUCUUAAAGAAAUAUGUUUGUUUAAUUUAUGAAUCCAUAAGAAAGUGUUGUAAAAUUAGUUGGGGGUUCGAACUUAAGAGACGUUUCGAAACAGGUGAGGGUAAACGUGGGAAAAGGACAUGGCAGGCAGGUACCACUUAUUUGAUAACGAAAAUGUUAGACAGACAAAAAUUAUAAAACGUAAAUCCUGGGAAAUGCGAUAAAGUAUAAUCUAAAAGGUUAAUCAAUGUAGAGCAUCAGGGAGUCACAUAUCUUGCUGGGACCAAAACACUUGAGCUGAACGCCUGAACCUGAGUGAAACAGUCAUUGUUGGAUUGACAGGCAAGGAAGACGGAUCCCCUCUCUGGCUGUGAAGAAGAAAUAUGGCCUUAUGAAGGUUUGGAGGAGAGCAUUAUGAAGCAAGGAAAUGUCAUAGUGAAUGAGCAGUUUCUCAAGAACAGUGAAUACACGAGUUUUGUGUUGGCUCUGAAUAGUAUUGCUGGAAGGCCUCAACUCAGUGCUUACUGCUCGGGUACACGCCGCCAAGGAUCCUUGCACGCCAGGCACACACGCACACAAGCGUGCACGCAACACCAGCUGUCAAACAUCACUUCCCACCUUUACACACUCACCAGCACCCCAUGUAAGGCCAUCCAUGUGGAUCUUCCUGAUCUCCUUCUCCAUCUCUGCCAUGUCUGUCUCAUCAUCCCAAGGUUUGCAGUCGAGGAGGACGGAGGACUUGGCAAUGGGGCCUGGCUUCUUUGACUUCUUCUCUGCAUAUUCCUUAAGGCGCUGUUCUCUGACUUUGGCAGCUGCCUCAUCUUCCUGCAUUGUGGAUAAAAGGAUGAAAAUUGUAUGAGAAAAUAGUAAAACAAUUCAGAAAUGUCUUCAAGCAAGAAUAAAAGUAAAAAUAUCUUG